Messenger RNA from Talpa occidentalis (Iberian mole), 1164 nucleotides. It is a transcript of the gene ASCL1, whose product is annotated as achaete-scute family bHLH transcription factor 1. The coding region runs from base 419 to 1090 and encodes 223 amino acids. Gene Ontology annotation, molecular function: RNA polymerase II transcription regulatory region sequence-specific DNA binding; protein dimerization activity; DNA-binding transcription factor activity, RNA polymerase II-specific. The transcript is spliced from 2 exons. The record is from RefSeq and is a predicted model, not a curated record. Lineage: Eukaryota; Metazoa; Chordata; Mammalia; Eulipotyphla; Talpidae. Gene Ontology annotation, biological process: developmental process; regulation of transcription by RNA polymerase II.
CCGGGCGCAAACGCGCGCAGCCCCAGGGGAGAAGAGCCGGAGGCCGAGGAGCGCGCCCGCCGCUGACUUUUGCUUCUUCUGUUGCCUUUUUUUUUUUUUUUUAAACAAGAAGCCGCGAGCGGCAGCCUCACACGCGAGCGCCACGCGAGGCUCCCGAAGCCAACCCGCGCAGGGCGGAGGGAGGGAGGAGCAGGAGCGGAGGGAGGCGGCACCGCGUUUGCACCUUCUUUGCGCGCACCCAAAGAAGUCUCCCGGGGAUUUUGCAUUUCUUUUAACUUCCCUCCGGGCUCCCUCUGCGCCUCUCCCCUGCUUUUCCUCCCUGUCCCUGCACCCACGUCCUGUCUGCGCCCCCCUCGCGCGCCCCGCACCUCGCGUCCCUGCUCGCGCCCAGCCCGCCACUCUUUGGCCGCCGCUGCGCAUGGAGAGCUCUGCCAAGAUGGAGAGCGGCGGCGCCGGCCAGCAGCCCCAGCCGCAACCCCAGCAGCCCUUCCUGCCGCCCGCCGCCUGCUUCUUUGCCACCGCGGCGCAGGGCGCGCAGCAGCAGGGCGCGCAGCAGCAGCAGGGCGCGCCGCAGCUGAGCCCGGCGGCCGACAGCCAGCCCUCAGGGGGCGGUCACAAGUCAGCCACCAAGCAAGUCAAGCGGCAGCGCUCGUCCUCGCCCGAGCUGAUGCGCUGCAAACGCCGGCUCAACUUCAGCGGCUUCGGCUACAGCUUGCCCCAGCAGCAGCCCGCGGCCGUGGCGCGCCGCAACGAGCGCGAGCGCAACCGCGUCAAGCUGGUCAACCUGGGCUUCGCCACCCUCCGGGAGCACGUCCCCAACGGCGCGGCCAACAAGAAGAUGAGCAAGGUGGAGACGCUGCGCUCCGCGGUGGAGUACAUCCGCGCGCUGCAGCAGCUGCUGGACGAGCACGACGCCGUGAGCGCCGCCUUCCAGGCCGGCGUCCUGUCGCCCACCAUCUCCCCCAACUACUCCAACGACAUGAACUCCAUGGCCGGCUCGCCGGUCUCGUCCUACUCCUCAGACGAGGGCUCCUACGACCCGCUCAGCCCCGAGGAGCAGGAGCUGCUCGACUUCACCAACUGGUUCUGAGGGGCUCGGCCUGGCCUGGCCCUGGUGCGAAUGGACUUGGAAGGCAGGGUGACCGCGCAACCUGCAUCUUUAGU